GUUAAUGAUUGGAUCAAUUGGUGAGCAAAUGUGUGAUUGAAAUGAAGUCCAAAAGCAGUUCAUUGUCGCGAAAGAGUCACUCGUUAUGUCGGUUGUGUUGUGUCGACAAACUGUGGAUGACUGCCAUCAGAAACAUGGGACUCAUUGUCAUCUAUUAUCUCUUCUCCAUUGGCAUCACUUUCUAUCAAAAGUGGUUCAUUAAAAAAUUUCACUAUCCGUUGAGUGUAGUCACGUGUCAUAUGAUUGUCAAACUGAUGAUCGCAUACUUCUUGAGACUGACGUACAAAUCAAUUACAGGUAUUUAUGACACCAUAUACUGUGUGUCCACUAAUACUGAUCCGUACGAC
Molecule: messenger RNA, 347 nt
Organism: Oppiella nova
Lineage: Eukaryota; Metazoa; Arthropoda; Arachnida; Sarcoptiformes; Oppiidae
Source: the annotation of a GenBank genome assembly